Molecule: messenger RNA, 4472 nt
Organism: Sciurus carolinensis (gray squirrel)
Lineage: Eukaryota; Metazoa; Chordata; Mammalia; Rodentia; Sciuridae
Gene: Sec22c
Product: SEC22 homolog C, vesicle trafficking protein
Exons: 7
Coding region: 168-1079 (303 amino acids)
Biological process (GO): endoplasmic reticulum to Golgi vesicle-mediated transport
Source: RefSeq, a predicted model, not a curated record
CGCACCACCGCCUACCUGCGCCCGGGACACCGAUGUCCUGCGCCGGGUCCGCCCGAUGGGUUAAGGUUGCCGAGGAGGCGGGGGGGCGGCGCGGCGACACGGCAGUGGGCGCCGACUUCUGAAGGCCGCCGUCGGGCGAGGUGUCCUCAUGACUUCUCUUGUGGACCAUGUCCAUGAUCUUUUUUGCCAGUGUGGUACGGGUGAGGGAUGGACUGCCCCUCUCGGCCUCUACUGACUUUUACCACACCCAAGAUUUUCUGGAAUGCAGGAGACGGCUCAAGACUUUAGCCUUGCGACUGGCCCAGUAUCCAGGUCGAGGCUCUGCAGAAAGCUGUGACUUUAGUAUACAUUUUUCUUCUUCUGGGGACGUGGCCUGCAUGGCUAUCUGCUCCCGCCAGUGUCCAGCAGCCAUGGCCUUCUGCUUCCUGGAGACCCUGUGGUGGGAAUUCACAGCUUCCUAUGACACCACCUGCAUUGGCCUCGCCUCCAGGCCCUAUGCUUUUCUCGAGUUUGACAGUGUCAUUCAGAAAAUGAAGUGGCAUUUUAACUAUGUGAGUUCCUCUCAGAUGAAGAGCAGCUUGGAGAAAAUUCAGGAGGAGCUUGAGUUCCAGCCUCCAGUGGUUCUUACUGUGGAGGACACAGAUAUGGCAAAUGGCAUGAUGAAUGGUCACAUACCAAUGCACUCAGAGCCUGCUCCUAAUUUCCGAAUGGAGCCAGUGACGGCCCUGGGGAUUCUCUCCCUUGUCCUCAACAUUAUGUGUGCUGCUCUGAACCUCAUUCGUGGUGUUCACCUUGCAGAACAUUCUUUACAGGUUGCCCGUGAGGAAAUUGGAAACAUUCUGGCUUUUCUUAUUCCUUUCGUAGCCUGUAUUUUCCAGUGUUAUUUGUACCUGUUCUACAGUCCAGCCAGGACUAUGAAGGUGGUGCUGAUGCUGUUCUUUAUUUGCCUGGGCAAUGUGUACCUGCACGGGCUGAGGAACCUCUGGCAGAUCCUUUUCCAUAUAGGAGUGGCUUUUCUGUCUUCAUACCAGAUACUGACAAGGCAGCUUCAGGAGAAGCAGUCUGACUGUGGAGUGUGAGGACACCAUGUGAUGAUGGAUGGAUCCUUUGAUUUUCUUUUGAAGGUCAAUCUGUGUUUCCCUUCCUGCUUCUCUACUUCACCUCAAGUUUCCAUGCUUGACGAUCCUUUCAACUAAACUGGACUGAAAAACUGAGAUUGGGGAUUACUAACAGGUGCAGUGGAAGUCAUGAGAUCACUGAAUACCCACCUGGUCUUGGUCGUGUGCCAAGCAUCAUUGUAGAACCUCCAGUUGAGCACGUUUACUUAGGACAGCAGAAUGUGAGGGUUCACUCAGAAGGAGAAUUAUUGGAAGAUCAGAAUGGAAACAUUUUGGUCCUUUAAACUGAAUAUUACCCAAACCACUAGAUUCAAUAAUAUUAGUUUUAGAAAUUGGCAGUUGUCUCCAGGGAACUACUUUAAAAUCUAAAUCAGCAUAAAUGGGCCUUGGUUAGUUUUUUAUAGAGGGUCAGUACAGGGUGAAUUAAAAACUUAAACAUAUAGUUCAUGGAUAUAAGCUAGGUAAAUUUUGUUUACAUUUUUGAUAACUUAGGUUCGAUAUACCAUUGAAAUAUUUAAAUAUAUUUUGGAUAUAAAUUGAACUUAAUUUAGAGUGAAGACAAAUGUAAGCUGAGAAAAUCGUUAGGAAAUCUGACUUUACUUAAUUUAUUGAUAACCUUUGUGGUGGGAUUGUGGGGACAGAAAUGUAUAUUUAUCUGCAGGGUAUAUCAGAAUAUUUAAAAAAUAAUUGCUUAAUCAAUACUGUUGAAUCGAGCGGACCUGAGAAUUUCUGGAUACCUGACAAUUGAGCACAAAGUGGAGUAGGCAAAUGAUGUGGAUUCAGACACUGACCAGGCACAAUUGGCAGAAGUUGCUGCCAUCAGCCUUUGAAAUAGUAGCUGAGUGCCUGUCAUUUUAAUGGUGAUCCUGUGUGCCUCUUCCCAAAGGCCCCCAAAUUAAUUACUCCUCUACACCUUUCCUGAUGAUCUUACUAGGAUCAAGAGUCUCAUUUUUUUUUUAUUAGUAGGAAUUAAAUAGAUGUUAACUUUUCAAAUUAUCAAGAUACAGUUGAUACAUGCUCUAGAAAGUUUAUUUCAUUGUCAAAAAAUUGGUCAUCGUUUUCCUAAGUAUGGCUCUGAAUAAGAUCCCUCAGGUCUCCAGAAAUUUCAGCCUCGGUUGUCAGGCUCAAAUGGCCCAGGAGGUCAUUUGGGGAGUUUGCUCUUUGGUUGUUUUGGUAGUAGUCUGGAAUCUGAAUAGCUUGACCACAAUUGUUUGGAAUACUUUGGGUUGAAUUAUGUAACUUGAUAAGGUAAAAUUCUAUUUUAAUAGUUUUUUAAAGUAGCAAACCAUUGUGAGAGUGAUUGAAUUGGUGGGGAAGCAAGAAUGUAGUUUUAGAGAAUUUAGUUGCAUUUGGUUAUUAUUGUAUUGUUAUUGAGCUACCUUGGUAUCAUUUUAAGAAACACAAGUUUAUAUGACGCUUAACUGGAUUGGGAAAAUGUUGCCAUAGAAACUUUAUUUUCUUAUAAUAGAAUUUUCUAUUUUUAACCAAAUACAAAAUAUCUGGAUAUGAAAAGUAUAUGGGCAGCAUCCUCAGACAAAAACUUCAAGGUUGUCUCUCCAUUGACUGCAUCUUCAAAAUUUCUACAUACCUGGCAAAUGAAUUUUCAGUUUUCCUGGGAGAAAAUUUUGAAGAAGCAAUAAGAUAGAAUUGGAGGUCUUUUUAAAUUAAAAUUAAAACAUACACACACAGAGCUUUAAAAGUUGAUAAACAGCUUUAAAAUAUAUUGUUUUUGAGCCUUUUUGAUGUUGGUGUUGCUGUGUAGCCUGCACCCCACGUGUUUUGGGUCUGAGCCUGUGACCUACAUUUAGCAAGCAAUAAAGAAGCAGUCCCUGAAGAUGAGCCCUUGCUGGUAAAGCUCCCUGCCCUCCCACCAGGGGAGACAUUAUGUACACUUGGUUGAGUGUGGUCUUAAUCAGGUAAAGUCUAGACAGGGUUUGAGAUUUAUUUUUGUAAACAGAAGGAAAAAGAUGUACUAGAAGAACAGUAUAAAUAAUGACCACAAAAACAUUUUUUAACAGAAAUCCAGCUAAAAGAUACCUGCUGGAGGAAGAGACUAAUGAUAGAAAAGAAGUCUGCUGAUUUCCUCCAAGGGAGAUUGCAGGAUUGGGGUUGACUUGGUUCAGAUUUAGAGCUUUAUAGCGCCUUGUGUGAUGCUGAUGACAAAAAGCUGGUUCCAUGUCCCAGAAGUUUCCUUACCAUGGACCCACUGCUGUUCUGGCACCUUCGUUGUCCCAGUGCUCGAUGCUACCUGCCUAACCAACUCAUGGGGCCAGAUCUGGGGACAGAGGAAGCAGUGCUGAAAGCAAAACCUUAAAGGUGCCUUCUGGGACCAGAUGCUGUGAGAGCUUGAGCUUCAGAGAGUGUUACUUUCCUCUGCUGCGUCAGGGCAGGAGUGUGGCUCAGUGCUCGUAGGCAGGAAACAGAAGAUUCUGGUUUACUCUUCCCAUGGUUAGCUGAGAACUUUACCUGGCUUUCCUUUUCCAGGGUGGAGACAACUGGGGCUCGUUUGGGGUGGCAUUCUCUCUCAGUAUUAGAGGCUCCACUGCUUGUAGUGGGAGCAAUGUGACCAGGGACUCCUGACUUUGCCUCUUGGGAGUGCACCCCUGUUAUUUGUGAACUCUGUUGACAUGCACUUGGGAACAUAGCCCAACAUAUUCAAGUUACUUAAGGGAUGGGGGAAAGGGUUUCUGGAGGAAUGCUGAAAUGAAAGCAGUUAGUCAUUUCAGUAGGCCUCACCCUUGAACUUCUCUGUUCUUUCUUAGGUGCCCUGAUUCUCCAACUCCCCUGCCUUCUUCCAUCUCUGCCUGCUAACUCCAGACUUGGAGAUAGAGGCAGAAACUGGAGUCUCUGAAGGGAUAGGAAAGCCCCUGAAUUGUAAUUGAGAGGGUAGUCAGAGGGGCUUCAUAGUGGGAACAGACUGCAUUGAGGCCCAGCCCUCAGCCUGCUUGGGAGUCAGACCUCAGGGAGGGUUAGCACUUUGGUGGUUAGCCCUGCUCAGAGUCAAAGAUGACCACCAGCACACCACAAACGACAGGCUGUUUGGGUCAGAUGAAGCAGAGAAACAGGUAGGAGAGCGGAACCAAGGACUCUCUUGUCUGCUGGAAGAUAACAGCAACCCCUUGGCAUGCAGUGGGUGCAUGUUACACCUUCAUCCAGGGAUGCCAUUUUCUGCUCCCUGACUAGGAGUUGACUGCUCAUAACACACAGGACAGUGGCUCUCAGAAAAUCUGCUAUAUGCACAAUGCAGCGCGAGUGAGGACAGGGAUGGGAGUGAUUACUGCAAUCAGAUGUGCCCAGCAAACCCUGCUCAUCCAUUGCUCAUAUUCCAGAAUCCCAGGCAGAAUCCUGCCCAGG